Messenger RNA from Numida meleagris (helmeted guineafowl), 2426 nucleotides. It is a transcript of the gene TEN1, whose product is annotated as TEN1, CST complex subunit. The transcript has 3 exons. Gene Ontology annotation, biological process: negative regulation of telomere maintenance via telomerase. The coding region runs from base 1095 to 1658 and encodes 187 amino acids. The record is from RefSeq and is a predicted model, not a curated record. Lineage: Eukaryota; Metazoa; Chordata; Aves; Galliformes; Numididae. Gene Ontology annotation, molecular function: telomeric repeat DNA binding; single-stranded DNA binding; telomerase inhibitor activity. Gene Ontology annotation, cellular component: CST complex.
GGGGUCUAUAGUAUUGCAUUGCAUUGCAUUGCAUUGCAUUGCAUUGCAUUGCAUUGCAUGCUGCGCUGCAUGCGGCGUGCGCUGCGCCGUGCUUUAAAUCGUGCAUGCAGCGUGCGGCUGGGGUGCGUUAAAUCGUGCUCUAAGCGUGCGUGCAGUGUGCUGUAGCUAGGCGUGCAUUGCACGCUGCUUUAAAUCGUGCGUGCAGCGUGCUGCAGCUGGGAGCGCGUUCUUUUGCAUAAAAUGUGUGCAGCUGCAGCUUGGCAUGCAAUGUGUAUGUGUUCCACGUGCAAAUAACGUAUUGCAUCUGGGGCUGGGCAUGCAUUAAGUCAUGCUUCGAAUAGGCGUACUAGGUGCUGUAACUGGUGCUAGGCGUGCAUUGCAUCGUGCUCUAAAUGUGCAUGCAACAUACAUGCUAGGAGUGCAUUAAACCACGUGUGCAGUUGUGCAGCUGUGUGUGCAGUGCACAUGCAUUCAAUGUGUGUGCAGUGUGCAUCAGAGGUUGGGUGUGCAUUAAGUUGAUCUGUAAAUGUGCACAGUGUGGUGCAUCGUGGCUGGGCUUACAUCACACACACAACAUUCUGCAUCCGUGGCUGUAUACAUAGAGCUCUUGCUGUUUGAGGCUAGGCUUGCAUUAAAUGGUGCACUAAAUUUGCACACAAUGGGCUGGCUGUGCAUUAAAUAGCACACCGAAUGUGCAUAUAACUGCUGCACCUGGGGCUAUGCAUGCAUUCAGUUGUGCAGCUAGGCAUUUCACAAUUACUUUGUUAAGUAAUUGAUUAAAUGUCCAUGUAGCAUAUUGCACUUGGAACUGGGCAGGCAUUAAAUAGUGCUUUAGAUAGUGCACUAGGUGUGCAUGCAAUAUGCUGCAGCUGAUGUUGUGCAUGCAUUAAGCAAUGCAUUAAAUAGGUGCAUGGCAAGCUGAACCCAGGGACCCUACAAAGGAAAUAGGAGAGAACACAAUGCCAAAAGGAACCACUGCAGGACGUAGCCACCUGCCUGGCUGCAGCAUUGGCUGGGCAGAACUAAAGCCAUGCUGAAGCUGCUUUGCAUCCCUGCAGCUGCCCGUUACCAGCCCACUCUAUGUGCCAGGGAGGAUGCUCGGGGCCCCCUGCCUGCACACAGAGCUCAGCGGGGAACCUAGCGAGCUCCUGCAGCCCUUUGCAUGGGGGACCUGGGCACAAGAGGAGUUUUGGGAUGCUGUUAACCUGGUUCUGGUUCAGGAACAGAGUGGCAGGAGCUCAGAUGUGCUUUUGCAGAGCCAGAGGUGGUUGCGUGAGAUGCUGCCAAGCGCUGGAGUGUACUACUUCCCUUGGGAGAUCAACAGCUCCAUCCCAGAGGGGGAAGCACUGAGGACAUUUGGCAGGCUAAGCUGCUACGACCUGGCCCGGUCCGAAGCCAUUCUCAGCACUCAGCACGGCUCAGCCCAGCACCACAUCCACAUCAACACCGCACUGGUAGAACCGUUUGGAGCCCAGCUGGGAUCUCUCUACGUGGUCCUGGGAGAGGCUGAACACAGGGAAGGUGAGAGUCCUGUGAUAAAAGCCCGAAUAUUGACCUGUGUGGAAGGGAUGAACGUACCCCUCCUGGAACAGGCCAUCCAGGAGCAGAGGAAGUAUUUCCAGGAGAGGCAGCAGCGGAUGGAAUCUGGCACAUCUUGACAGCAGCUCUGACCCCAGCCCUGCGCUGGUCCCCACCACAGCCAUCCAGCAGCUGCCGUCUGUAGCAAACAUUUGGGAAGUGUGUUUAGAAGGUGGGUUUGAAACACUGCUGCUUUUUGCCAUGGCAAAGAGAAGUCACUAGAUAGGGAAAGUAUGCGAAAAUUUAACCAGUAUGUAAAUGUGGAGCUGCCAGUUUGUACCAGGUGUCACCAUGGAAAAUGAUUCUGGGAAGCAAGUUUGUUGUUUAAGAGGGUGGUUAAGGGAAGAGAGUGCAUGAGUUACAGCAGUCCUUUUGUAAUGCAGGGCUUGGAGAGGUCAGAAAAAGGCAAAGUCUCUGAAUGUGGAGUUAAACAUCUGCGCACGUCCGCAUACGCUGCCAACAUGCAGCAAAUGGGAGGUAAAGGGCAGUAGUGCAAAGUUUGUUAGCCCUGCGUGGCUAUGGGUCCACAAGUGCACAUAUUGGGUUGUGGUGACUCAGCUGCCACACAGAAACAUUCCUGGAAAAACACACAGUUCUGGAUUGAACAACAAAGGAACAAGAAGAGCAAGGAGCCACUGCUUCACUAGAACUGCCUCCUAGAGGGUUCAGGAGCCUGUAUCCAAGGUGCAUGAUUGACUUUAGCUCUAAAUUAAAAUUUGCACUGCCCUGAAAACCAUCACUUGACUUUCUUCCUUGACACAACUAAGUUUAGGAGACCUUAAAUCAUUAUUUUUGGAAGCAUCUAAAGGUUUUGAUUGAUAUUUUCCUAAAUAAAGAUUAAAAGAGAA